AAUUGCAAUUUUGUAAACUUUGUUUCUAUUUGAUUAUUUUUGUAAUUUAUAGUCAUUUUGGUAUUAUUUCAUUAUACCAAACUUUCUGGGCAGUAUUGUUUAUGUCUAGAAAUAAAUUAAUUAGCAAGAUAUUAGAUGGCGUUUCCGCAGCCUAACGCACAAAGAGAACUGACAAAUAGGAAAAUUCUAGAAGAAUUGCAACUAAAGAAACAGAUGCUGCUGAAGCAAGGUGCAGUGGCUCCUCUGACCGCCACCUCCAUAUCUCUGACGCAGCCAAACCCUGUCAGUCAGCUGCCUAUGUGCUCUAUCCCUCCAGUUUCAGCUACUGCCGGUUUCCCUCAAUUACCUGAAGCAAAUAUAGUAAAUACAAGCCACAGAGCAGCCUUACAACACGCAAACGCCACAUCCUGUGGCUACUUUGUUUCCCAAGACUCCUCAUUUGGAAACCAGAUACUCCCUGUUCUACCGAGGUUUGAUAACAAGUGA
Messenger RNA from Spodoptera frugiperda (fall armyworm), 486 nucleotides. RefSeq names its product SOSS complex subunit C homolog B. Lineage: Eukaryota; Metazoa; Arthropoda; Insecta; Lepidoptera; Noctuidae. The transcript has 3 exons. Gene Ontology annotation, biological process: DNA repair. The coding region runs from base 136 to 486 and encodes 116 amino acids. Gene Ontology annotation, cellular component: nucleoplasm; nucleus; SOSS complex. The record is from RefSeq and is a predicted model, not a curated record.